UCCUAAAUGACUGCAAUAAACACAGUGGCACAUAGGAAUCAAUCAUUAUUGAUUCAGUGACAGCAUUAUUAGAUUAUAUGAAAGCAAAGGAGCGGGUUUCCUGUCUAUCCAGUCCAGCUCUGUGCUCUGAGUGCUCUGCAGUCUGCAUCAGCAAAGUGUCUUGGCAUCACUUCUCCUUCCUUUGGUGUCCAUUCCGGCGUCAUGUGAAAAGGGGUGCGCGGUGGUUCCUCUCUCGCCGUAGAGCUGACCCCCAGUGCCGACGUCCUCGUCCCGGUGGGGUAGUGUCCCUGUCCCCGCUGUCCCUGUCCCUGUCCCCGGAUGAGGAUGAGCGAGCAAGGGAAGGGCUCCGCGUCCGUCUCUGCCGCGGCCCCGGCUCCUCCAGGGUCGGACACUUACAAAGGCUGGCUUUUUAAAUGGACCAACUAUUUGAAAGGAUACCAGCGGCGAUGGUUUGUCCUCAGCAAUGGCCUGCUUUCAUAUUACAGGACGCAGGCAGAGAUGGCCCAUACGUGCCGUGGAACAAUCAACUUGGCCACGGCACACAUCGACACGGAGGACGCCUGCAAUAUUGUCCUGAGCAGUGGUGGCCGCACUUACCACCUGAAGGCCAGCACAGAAGUGGAGCGUCAGAGAUGGGUCACGGCGCUGGAGUUGGCUAAAGCUAAAGCCAUCCGCAUGAUGAACGAUCAGUCUGAUGACUCGGGGGACGAGGAGCCUACAUCCCAUUCGGACCGCAGCGAGAUUCAGGGCACCUUGAAGAUACUUGUCAGCAAGCUCGAUGACCUCAGCACGUGUAAUGACCUGAUCGCGAAGCACGGGGCGGCCCUGCAGCGUUCCCUGAGUGAACUCGAGGGUCUGAAAGUCCCUGUGGAGGGAGGGGAGAAGAUCAAAGCAGUCAACGAGCGAGCCACCCUCUUCCGCAUCACUUCCAAUGCUAUGAUAAAUGCGUGUCGAGACUUUUUGGACCUAGCAGAGACUCACAGCAGGAGAUGGCAGCGGGCGCUGCAGUAUGAGCGAGAGCAGCGUACCCACUUAGAGGAGACCAUUGAGCAACUAGCCAAGCAGCAUAACAGCCUGGAGCGAGCGUGGAGACAAGCACCCACGCUGGUUUCCACCACACCCAGCGCCCCUACAGCCAACAAGGGGGGGAGUGAGAGGCUGCGCAAAGAAGAGGCGAGUGAUGAAGAUGAGGAUACUGAGUACUUUGAUGCCAUGGAGGAUUCCCCUGCAUUUAUCACAGUGACUGCCACUGAGAACACACAGCACAGGCGUUCUCAGAGUAAUUUGAGUGGAGCAAGCGGAGGUCAGCCCAAUGACUGGAACCAGGACGAUCAUAUGUCUCCAAGCUGUAAUGAUGUGUCAGGGAUGGAGCUGCAGCCUCGCAGACAGAGGCGGACACGUGUCCCAAACAAGCCCAACUACUCCCUUAAUUUGUGGAGCAUCAUGAAGAACUGCAUCGGCAAGGAGCUCUCCAAAAUACCCAUGCCUGUGAACUUCAACGAGCCUCUGUCGAUGCUGCAGCGUCUCACUGAGGACCUGGAGUAUCAUGAGCUUCUAGACAAGGCGGCGCGCUGCGACUCCUCCCUGGAGCAGAUGUGCCUGGUCGCUGCCUUCUCCGUCUCGUCCUACUCCACUACUGUCCAUCGAACAGCCAAGCCCUUCAACCCCCUCCUGGGUGAAACCUACGAGCUCGACCGAAGGGAGGAGUUCGGCUACCGCUCGCUGUGUGAGCAGGUAACACCAUCACCCCCUGCAGCUGCACAUCAUGUGAUUUCCCAACGAGGCUGGACCCUGUGGCAGGAAAUCACCAUCGCCAGCAAGUUCCGUGGCAAAUACCUCUCCAUAAUGCCUCUGGGUGCCAUCCACCUGCAGUUCCAUUCCAGUGGGAACCACUAUGUGUGGAGAAAGGUCACCUCAACAGUGCACAACAUCAUUGUUGGCAAGCUGUGGAUUGACCAGUCCGGGGACAUUGAGAUUGUGAAUCACAGGACCAAGGAGACCUGUCAACUCAAGUUUUCUCCCUACAGUUAUUUUUCCAGGGACGUUCCACGGAAGGUGACAGGUGUGGUGGCAGAUGGUGGCGGUCAGGCUCACUACAUCCUCUCUGGUACGUGGGAUGAUAAAAUUGAGAGUGCCAAGAUCAUUCAGAGCAGCCGAGGGGGCAGUGGAUCAGAGGGCAAGCAGAAGACGGUCUACCAGACUUUGUCUCCCAAGCUGCUGUGGAAGAAAUACCCUCUUCCGGAGAACGCUGAGAACAUGUACUACUUCUCAGCGCUGGCACUGACCCUAAACGAGCAGGAGGACGGAGUGGUACUGACCGACAGCCGUCUGAGGCCAGACCAGAUGCUGAUGGAGGAAGGGAGAUGGGAUGAGGCAAACUCAGAAAAACAGAGGCUGGAGGAGAAACAAAGAGCCGUGAGGAGGAGGAGGGAAGCGGAGGCCUCGGAUGCUCUGGAUGAAGGGAAAGAAUAUGAAGGCUACCAGCCAUUGUGGUUCCACCAGAGGAGGGACUCGGUCACUGGAGAAACAAACUUUGUGUACAAGGGAGGUUACUGGGAGGCAAAGGAGAAACAGGACUGGAGCAUGUGUCCUAACAUCUUCUAACCCAGGAACUCACCCCGGAUCACACCUAACCUCAUCGGACAGGGAACUGCUCUGCCUCUGGCCCUUCAGCAAUGGUGCAUAGCUCCAUGUGGACCCGUAGUGAGCAUGAGAAUGUGUUUGUUUCACACACUCUCGGAUUACCUCCAAAUGUACACUCUCACUCUGUUUUUACUACGGGGAAAAGAAGGGGCGUCUCCUAAGUCUUUGACACUAUACUGAAAGAGCAGUGAGAUAAUGUGUGGAUGUGUGAUGGUGUUGGAGUUGUGGCGCCACACAAUAAAGGCACCUGCACACUCUUGAGAUCAGGUGCUCCAUAAAUCUUACUCACAAUGCACUUUUCUGUGUUCACCCGAUUUAAGAGUUUUUACCAAUUGGACAGAAACUCAUAUCAAAGCAUCUCUGAUUAUAGACAACUAACAGGGACACAAUCAUAAACAGACACAUAGAGGUAGAAUACUGUUAAAUACACAGUAUUUCAGGGGUUACUUUGAAAAGUGUCCUCAUACUUUGUUUUAUUCAGCACAAUUGAGAUUAUGCCAGACAUUCUUCUUAAAUAUUAAAUUUGUUCCCUCUUUUUCUUUACGGGAAUGAUUUCAAGUGCUCUUUAAUUUCCACUCAAGAAAGAGGCUAAAGCCUGAAAAUUGUGUCUGGAAAUGUAUGCCUGUUAGAUUUUGUUAUCAGUUAUGCAGAAACAAAGUGUUACAAAAUUGAUCAGAUAAAUAAGAUUUCUGAAAAAAACAAACAUGUAUAUGGAUAACCACAGAUAAAAUAGGUAACAUAACUAUGAACUUCACUCUUUAAACCGUACGACAUGGUAUUUUGUGCUGCUUAUUUUCGUUUGUGGCAAGACAGUUUUCUUACUUUUAGUUAUUUAUUGUUACCCUAUUUUAUAAUUCCUUUUUAUAAAUCAAAACGAUUUAAGACAAACGGGUACGAGCCAGGUACAGUUUGUGAUUGGCUUUGAUCUGAAUGAGCUGACAGGAAAUGUGGUAAAACUGUCAGUGAGAAAAAUUACAUAAAUACACAUAAAACUUAAACAUGAACACAGUAAAUACACAUUUUGGAAAAAGGACACAAUGAUGGAAAGAAAUAAAAUAAAUAAAUAAAACUGGCCCGUACUAAACUCUGUCAUGAAAAUAAGCAGGACACAAAAAAACAUUUCAUACCAACUAGCUGUGUUUUCAAAAUGUAUUGGAUUACUUUCUGGUUAUAUAAUAUACUUUAUCUGUAUUUAUUAAUAUUAUUGUUAACUACAUAAUGUCUUAUUUAGAUUAUUUGUAACAUGUUGGGUCUCCAUAACCAAGAGCUGGUAUUUGAUUGGGAAAACUAUCUAUCUUAUACAGCAGAGGCUGUUCUAUUUGGUGUGAAUGUUGGAGUUUCCUUCCAGAAAUUACAGUCUGUGAAGUAGUCAAUUAGACUAGAGUUUAUAUAGAGUUAAUAUGGCUGAUUAUUCAUUUCAUAUGUUGAAUAGGAAUUGCCUCGAUGCUUCAAUGCAUCCUAGUCAUCUAAAUAUGCUUCAGACAUCUUCCAUUUGUGAUUCUGAUUAGUAUAAUUCUGCAGUAGACCUAGUGAGUCCUUUAGUUGACAUUAGUGCAAUGACAGUAACACAUUGAAUAUCCAUAUCACUCUAAAUAUCUGUUCUAGCACUAUUCACUGUGGUAGACCAUACUUUAGUACAUAUCUCUGUGUUGAUGUUGGGAAAAUUUCACUCUGUACAUGUACUUUACCUUGUCCUUUGGUGCUCUCAGUGAUCAUAUAAAGUAUAACAGUAAGUCUGCACCAAAGACAUUUAGUGUUUACCACCCAGAACAUACAGGACAAGUUGGUUUCUAUAGUGUGCAUUGCACCAGCUACACUAAACCCAUCAGUCACUAGUUUGAAGCUCAGAAGUUUCCAGGAGGACUGCUUUAUGUGAGGCUGGAGUGGCUUCAGCUGACAUGAGGUCAAAGGUUAUAGAAGUAGACAGGGCUGGUUCCUGUAGCACACCUGUACAAUUAACUCCAGCCACAGAUGACUCCCCCCAGCUGCCGCUCCAGGCUCAACACAGCUCACAUGUGCAGUCCUUUCAUUCAGUGUUUGUGGACAUGCUGAUCUGGGAUCAGCUCACAAAGGUACCCCCAGUCUUUUGCCUUUAAUUGACUGAACAAGGGAUGAAGUCCCCUGACCUGUGCACUACAUGUCUACGGAGACAAGAGUUUUGAAAACCAGUUAGUAUUUUUUUGUAAUUAAUAUUAGGAAUGUAGAAUUCAAGGCUGGAGGUAUUGUAUCUACCGUCUAGUCUAUUUCUGUGAAUAUUUUGUGAUAAAAGAAUGAUAUUGUAAGAUGAAGAAUAACUAUACUAAUCUGAGUAGUAAGUUAUCCAGACAGUGGAGUCCAAAUGUGAAAACAAAUUGACUUGAGCCUGAAGGAUUUGGAGUAAUUUGACUUUUAAUCUAAAUUGAUUCUGAGAGGAUGGAUGUUAACUCUUAGGCAGCCUCAAUUUGGCUGCAGAAUUCUUGUUUUAUAUUUCCAAAAACUGUAUUAAAACACUGAAAAUAUUUUUAUAGAGUCCUUGAUAUAAGUACAUUAGUAUCCGUGGUUCAGUGAUGAUUUCAUUGAUUAACACAUCUGGCAGUUCCUCUGAUGUGCAGGCCAUCAAGAUGUAUACAAUGUACUGGAAAAGAAAUACAUUCACAUAGAAUAUUCACAGAUUGAAGGAGAUGUUCAGUUUGAUAAAAUGAUCUGGUAAGAUUCUUUAUCUAAGAAUAAUGAUUUGAUAAUUAAAUUAAUCAUGAUUGAUGCUUUUUUUUGCACAAAAGAUGUUUCUUCUGUCCAUUUAUGUUAAAUGAUUUGUUUGUCAUGAGCACAGUUUGACCACUCACUAAAUCUCAUGUCCAGAAUGACAUGCUUAAAGAGUAAUUCAACAUUUUUGGAAAUACAUUUAUUCACUUUUUUUGUCAAAAGUUAGAUGAGAAGAUUGAUACUAUUCUCUCCAGAGUCGAGAGUAGUAUAUUUUGGCGAACAAAAGAAAACGUGUAUUCCCAAAAUGAUUAGCUGUUCUUUUUACUUGACAAAUGAAUGCCUUGGUUCUCCUCUUAUAGAUUUUUACACAGACUGCAACAUCUUCUAACCUGUGCAAAGAUACAAGCUCUUGGUAGAGGUUGUGUAGACUUAAAAAAAAAUCAUAUCAAGGAUGCCACAAAUAUGGAUGGACACUGUUUGCUCAAGAUGUUUAACUUUUGCUAUCUUGGAUAUUGUACAGGUAAAUCUGUAUCAUCAUGAACUCACUGUUGAAUGGCGGAGAAGAAAUUGUUCAAAUGGAAAGUUAGUGUGUGAUUCUUUUUUCAGCGAUCAACCUGAAGUUACUAGAGAUUUACUUAAAUAUAUUGUGUUUGAGAUGAUUUUAUAUUUGAGAAAACAUGUUAUAUUUUGAAUGAUAACAGAGAGCUCACCAUAACUUUUAAUCAGUACAUUUCCAGAUAACAUGACCUCAGUAAUUGACUGUGACUUGCCGACUGAAGUUGCCUCAGUAAGGGUCUGUACAGUAUCGGACAGCUGUAGCAAUAACGCAGUGAGGUGUAGUGGUGUUAGCUCAUGGCUGUUGUUGCUUAAACAAAACACUUGUCUGCUUCAUGCAGAAAGGGAAAAAAAACAACCAAAGUGUAUGUGGAGAGUGUACUUUAGACUAAAAAUAACCUCAUAAUUUGCCUUCCCUAUCUGGGAGGGUUCUAAUGUAAACCCCGCUCAUUGUGUCUCUCAUUUCAUCUCACUUAAUUCACUAUGGUGUGAUUAUUUUAAAGCUCAAUUUUUACGCUUUUAUUUUCUGAUUUCUACUUUCUCAUGGGUGCCAUUAUUCUUAUGUUGCUGUUAUUUUAAUACUGUUUGUAUGCAUAAUGAGCUUGAUUUGUGUGCAUGCUAGGCACACAUUUAAUUCUCAUUCAAUGCUGCUCAGUUAUGAAGCAGAGGCAAACUAAUGAAGUUAUGAGACACAUCACUACAGUGGCCUGGUACUAGAGGUCAAAGAUGAUGACCUGCCUUGACUACUACUCUUACUCCCCAAAUACACAUAGGUGUUUUCAGGUGAGCUGCGGAUUAAACUGAGGUUUUGGUUCUUUUUUUUAAAUUGUGUAUUUUCUCCCUUAAUUUGUACUUGUAUAACAUUGUCUUUAAAUGACAAAGACACAAUAAGGAAAAAAGAAGAUAAUAAAGUUGUUAUUGUUGA
Anoplopoma fimbria (sablefish) is the source of this 6805-nucleotide messenger RNA. RefSeq names its product oxysterol binding protein 2b (gene osbp2b). NCBI's taxonomy places the organism in Eukaryota, Metazoa, Chordata, Actinopteri, Perciformes, Anoplopomatidae. The coding region runs from base 319 to 2604 and encodes 761 amino acids. Gene Ontology annotation, cellular component: cytosol; intracellular membrane-bounded organelle; membrane. The record is from RefSeq and is a predicted model, not a curated record. The transcript has 14 exons. Gene Ontology annotation, molecular function: cholesterol binding.